Messenger RNA from Drosophila subobscura, 2500 nucleotides. RefSeq names its product U3 small nucleolar ribonucleoprotein protein MPP10. The transcript is spliced from 3 exons. Bases 79 to 2100 code for a protein of 673 amino acids. Gene Ontology annotation, cellular component: small-subunit processome; sno(s)RNA-containing ribonucleoprotein complex; nucleus. Lineage: Eukaryota; Metazoa; Arthropoda; Insecta; Diptera; Drosophilidae. Gene Ontology annotation, biological process: rRNA processing. The record is from RefSeq and is a predicted model, not a curated record.
AUAGGUUUUGUUGUGGAACUGUUGCACUUGCCUCGCAUUUACAAUUUUUGCAAUUUAAUAUAUUAAAUCACCCACAAUAUGAUUGGAACCAAGAAGAAAACAAAAAAGGCGAAUGUGUUCAAGGAAAUAGCGGACAACUUCGAGCAGCUGACCAAGAAUCCAGAGCGAUUUCUCAAGCCGCAACCGGAGCAGAUUAGUGCCAUCGAGCAGCUUAUACAGCAAACCUACAGCGUAAGCAUCAGCGGAGAUGUGGAGAAUAAAAAGGACCUGCUGCCCGAAUUGGUGCUGGAGCAGAUGGACGAGGAACAGAUUUGGCAGCAGCUAGAAAUGCGCAACGAGCUGGUGUUCCCGCAAUUGCUGGAGAAGACUGCCAAGUUGAUGGCCAUGAAGGAGAAGCACUUGGGCAUCGAGUUGGAUGAUGACGAGGAGGAUGAACAACUAGCUGCCGAGUCUGAUGAGGAUGAACCCGCACAGGAGGCUCCUGACUCUGAUUUUGAUGUGUCUGGUAGCGAUGCCGAGGACCUGCCUAAGAAAUCGAAACCCAAAUCAGUUAGUCAGUCAAAGAAGAGCGGCAAGCGUGUGCGCAGUUCGGUGGUGGAUGACACAUUCUUCAAGCUGGACGAAAUGAAGGAGUUCCUGGAGCAGGAGGACGCCAAGGAGAUGCGAAAGCAAAACAGUAAGAACCGCGUGGAGGAGGACGCAGAUGCCAUCGACUACUAUGCAGAUGAUUUCGGUGUGGGCGAGGAGGAAGACGAGGAUGAUGUCAAUGUGAAUUAUGCGGACUUCUUCGAGGUGGAUGAAGAGCUGGAGCGGGAGGCGCAAAAGUUAAACAAACAGAGCAAAGGCAAGCAGAGGGAUUACUUCAAUGAAAACGAAGCUGAGGCAGAGGAGGAGGAGGAGGAGGAGGUAGUGCCAGAGGAAGAGGAUGAAGACGAGAAUGAGGAAGCAAAUGACGACCAAGAGGACGCACCCAGUGAAAUUGACGAAUCCGAAUUUGUGGCUAAAAGUGGCAUUGAACCCGCCAGUGAUUCAGACUCUAGCAGCGACAAGGAAGUAAACGAUAUGGAGGAGGAGGACGACGACGACCAAGAAGAGGCCACGCCUGCCGUCCAGUCCUCCAAUGAGCUGCGUGAGGCGCGUCUGUUCCAGCGCAUACGCGACUAUGAGGACAUUGUGCUCGGCGAGAAGCCCUGGCAGCUGAAGGGUGAGGUGCAGGCGGCCAAUCGGCCACAGAACUCGCUGCUCGAGGAGAUUCUAGACUUUGAAUCCACCACACGACCCACGGCACCGCUCACAGAGGAGGAUAAUCGCUCCAUCGAGGAUAUCAUAAUGCAGCGCAUACGCGACAAGGCCUGGGACGAUGUGGUGCGCACCGUGCGCGUGGAUAACACGCCGCAGGAGUACCGCAAGCAGCUGGUGCUCGACCAGGAGAAGUCCAAGCAAUCCUUGGCCCAAAUCUACGAGAAGCAGUACCAGCAGGAGCUGGAGAAACUCGACCCGAACAAGGAUGCCGACGACAAUGCCGGACCGGAGCCCAAGGAGCAUCAGGAGAUCAAGCGAAUGAUGCGCUCGCUCUUCCUCAAGCUCGAUGCCCUCUCCAAUUUCCAUUUCACACCAAAACCAGUGGCGCCUGAGGUCAAGAUUGUCACCAAUACGCCGGCGGUGCACAUGGAGGAGGUGGCGCCCCUGGCCGUCAGCGAUGCCAAGCUGCUGGCCCCCGAGGAGGUGUUCCGUGGACCCAAGCACGCCCCGCUGGGCAAGACGGAGCGCACACGCACCGACAAGAAUCGCGAGCGGCGCAAGAAGAAGCAAAAGCAGCGGGCCAUCAAUGCAGUGCUCGAGACGCGCGACCUGCAGCGCGCCAAGGAGGGCAAGGCGCCAACGAAACGCGAGGCGGAUGCCAAACUCCUGAAGACCAUCACCAAGAGUCGCAAUGUGCAAAAGAUCACCGCCAGCACGAACGAUCAGGGCGCUCUGAAAUCCUCAAAGGCAUUCUUCAACAAGCUGCAGGACACGACUGCCACGGCGGCAAGCGGCGCUGGGAGCAAACGUCCCAAGAAGGAUCCGGCCAAAGCGAAUGCCAAAAAACUCAAGCUCUAAUUCUGUACAUUUUAAGACUACUUUUUCUUUGCCAACUGCUAAUGGCAUUUGCCUGUGACGUCCAGACCUCCAGUCACGUGCCAGCAAAUGGCCAAUUCACACACAACGCACGCCCACACGCACCCCCACAGGGGAUGCGCCUUGUUAAAAGGAUAACUUUGGCAUGGCAUCUCUGAGCGAAGAGCCAUAAUUUGGGGCACCAUGGGAGCUGCCAUGCGACAGCAUUUUGUCCGGUCCCCUCUGUGUGUGCUGUGUGGGUGUUGCGUGUGACUGAUCCAAGGACAUUUGAUGGCGCGGCAGGACGAUUAGACACGCGUGUAAGGUCCACAAUUGGAUUAUUUUUAGAAUAAUUUACUUAAAAUAAACUGUGUGCUAUUUAAAUAGAAAGGAAACUCAAGAA